AUGGCAGCCAGCACUUCCCGCUGGCACAGCUACCUCGGUGUGAUCGUGUCCCAUGAGAGGCAGUGGCUGGGGGCAUUUCCGCGCGGCACCACCCUCCUGGAGACCGUCCACACCAGUGAGCCCCGCUUCCUUGUGGACUACGCCAGGAACCCAGAAGCCUUCAAAUUUGCUCUCUGCACCUCUGAGGAUGCUGUCACUGUGGAGGUCCCCCUGUGGAUCGAUGGCGAUGCCCUGCACGUGCUGGCGUGCUGGCCCGGGGAGACACCAGCCGGGCACCGUCCAGGGUUGGGCACCUGCUGUCUGGAAGUGCCCUCUCCAGGGACCAACUUGGAGGACUGGACUAGCACUGUGGGUGUGAUGGAGCGGGGAGGUGGUGUGGGGUGCCUGGUUCCGGACAAAGUCCUCCAGCACCUGAAAGAGCUCCUUGUUUCGUCCAUCGUGCGCUGCCAAUGCCGCUUCCUGCUUCAGUCAGGUGACCUCAGUGCCAAAAAUCUGCAGGAAGAUGCUAUGGACUCUCUGCUGAUCCGCAGUGGUUGCAAGACCGUCUGCUUUGACAUUGUCCCGGUGGUGAGGAGGCAGCAGGAGCCACUCCGGCUCAAGGGGUGGCAGAGCGACAGGGGCUUCCCUGAAGGCAGCCUCUGGAAGGACACAGAAGCAGCCCCCAUUGUCCCUGCCUCUCCCCAUUGCUGGGGAUCCUCCACUCACCUCCCCAACCUGAAGCUGCUCCAGGCAGUGGACACACUGAAGGGAUCCUGUCUGGACAGCCUUCACCUGCUUAACCAGCUCCACAGUCAGGACUGGGGAGGGGAGGGUGGGAAAGGUGGUCUCACCUUCAACCACCUGAAGAUGGUGCUGCUGUGGAGCAUGGAGCUCUUCCCCUCCCCAGAGGAGUGGCAGGACCUGGAGGGCUCGGUCUACAGGCUCUUGGUGAUCCUCCUCCGCUGCCUGGCCACCCAGCACCUGCCCCACUUCCUGCACCAGGAGGAGAACCUCAUCUAAGGAGACCUCCCAGACCUCGCCUCCCUCUACUGUAAGGUGGAGAGCUUUGCCCAGGAUCCCCGACACUUCCUCUGCUUCCAUUUUGGCCUCCCUGUGCCCACUGACAGCUGGCAGGCAGACCCUGGCACCCAAGCCCUCCUGCAGCUCCCUGACAAGGAUGGGUCCUACUGGGACACAGCCUACUUUGACAUCCUGCUCAGCCAGUUCCAGGUGUACCGCAUCCAGGACAGCACAUGCAACUCGGCAGUGUCCCAGCUCCUCUCCAAGGACCAGUGAGAAAUCCCCCAGCAGAGCUGA
This is a messenger RNA of Pelecanus crispus (Dalmatian pelican), 1296 nucleotides long. It is a transcript of the gene MAB21L4, whose product is annotated as mab-21 like 4. The record is from RefSeq and is a predicted model, not a curated record. NCBI's taxonomy places the organism in Eukaryota, Metazoa, Chordata, Aves, Pelecaniformes, Pelecanidae.